Molecule: messenger RNA, 855 nt
Organism: Lactuca sativa (garden lettuce)
Lineage: Eukaryota; Viridiplantae; Streptophyta; Magnoliopsida; Asterales; Asteraceae
Product: HSP20-like chaperones superfamily protein
Source: RefSeq, a predicted model, not a curated record
UCCAUGAAAUAUCUGGAAAAACGCAAUAUUCCUACAACUUUACAGUCUUCCAUAUAUUCCAAUACGAUAUGUUCUUUCUACUUUUUUUAUAUAUGUAACUUUUAAACUAUAAGAUCACUCUUAUACUUCUGUCUAAACAUCAACUUUGCAUCCAUUUUUCACCACCUUAAUUCGAUGGCUAGCAUGAAGCUUGAGGUUGUAUCAGAAGACCAAUCUCUACGUAAAUGGUGUGUUCCUUUGAGAGAAGACAUAUUUGCUACAUUUAUGGCAAAAGGAAGUCCAAUCAUGCAUAAGGUUUUUGGUGAUAAAUCAUUGUUUGGACCAUUAUUGUUUACAAAAUUCUUUGAUCCAUCGGAUGCGUUUCCACUAUGGGAAUUUGAACCAGGUGUGUUGUUGUCUAAUCUUCAGAACCCAUGUGUGGAUUGGCUUCAAACAGACUCAUGUUAUGUUCUUAAAUCCGAACUACCAAAAAUAGAAAAAAGCAGUGUUCGAAUUUGUGUUGAGAAUGGAAAGGUGAUGGAGAUUAGUGGGGUGUGGAAGAACAAAGGAGAAUCAUCAAGAACAGACUGGAGGAGUGGCGAAUGGUGGGAGCAUGGCUUUGUGCGGCGGUUGGAGUUGCCGGAAAAUACAGACUGGAAGAAGACGGAGGCGUAUGUGUAUAAUGAUACAGUUUUGGACAUUAGACUUCCGAAGACGCCAUCAAUGGAGUACUGUACUGAGGGUGUGAUCAAAGAAUCUUCAUCUGGGUAGUCCUUGGUUUUGCUUUCGUAAUUAAACACACUGAUUAUAUAUACACAAAUCACUGCACAUUUUGCCAUGAAAAGAACAAUAAAACCACUUGAAUUAUUGAAUCUU